Teleopsis dalmanni is the source of this 2568-nucleotide messenger RNA. Its product is annotated as pyruvate carboxylase, mitochondrial-like. Gene Ontology annotation, biological process: gluconeogenesis; pyruvate metabolic process. The annotation marks the transcript as partial. Gene Ontology annotation, cellular component: cytoplasm. The transcript is spliced from 8 exons. The record is from RefSeq and is a predicted model, not a curated record. Gene Ontology annotation, molecular function: metal ion binding; ATP binding; pyruvate carboxylase activity. Lineage: Eukaryota; Metazoa; Arthropoda; Insecta; Diptera; Diopsidae.
UGAGGACAAUACACGUUUUUUUGUGGAAUUAAUGUUGGAGCAAAAUUUUGCAAAAGUUUCGAUUUCAUUUUUUAGUCGGACGUGAAAGUUUAGCGCGAGUGGGUUGUGUUAGCGGAUAAAGACCUUAAGUUUUUCAUAUAAUUUUUAAUUAAUUAGGCAAUUUUGGUGGCAAAUUUAUGGUGAUUUGGUACAAUUUUUUAAUUACGUGUACUAUAUAUACAACAUAAACUUUAUUGACAGUGGCAAGUAAAAUAUUCAAUGUGAUUCUAAUUCUGAAUCACAAAAAAAAAUUAAAGAACACAAAAAAGGAUAAAACAGGAUUUUAAGCUUUACAAUAACACAUCUGCUUUAAGCAAACUCAAUAACACACAUAAACUACAACAACGAGCAGUAAAAACUACGUCUCAUACAACAACGACUGCCGACAAUAUUAAAAAUACUUCUAAGUCAAUUAUUGGAACUACUUAAAUCAAAAUGUUUAUACCAGUUGCACAUAGAGCUUUUAAGUCUCUCCGACAAACCACACCCCGUGUUCGCAUAUUUCUUAUAAAUAAAAAUGCCUAUUCUAGUCAGGUUGAAUAUAAACCCAUACGUUCGGUGCUUGUUGCCAAUCGUGGCGAGAUCGCCAUACGUGUCUUCCGUGCUUGCACUGAAUUGGGUAUUAAGUCCGUUGCUGUUUAUUCGGAACAAGACAAAAUGCAUAUGCAUCGUCAAAAAGCUGAUGAAUCAUAUUUAGUUGGCAAAGGCUUACCACCUGUUGAGGCAUAUUUAAACAUUCCCGAAAUUAUCCGUGUUUGUAAGGAAAACGAUGUUGAUGCUGUGCAUCCAGGCUAUGGAUUUUUAUCAGAACGGAGCGAUUUUGCUCAAGCCGUUAUCGAUGCUGGUCUUCGAUUCAUUGGCCCCUCACCAAAAGUUGUGCAACAAAUGGGUGAUAAGGUGGCUGCACGUGUUGCGGCAAUUGAAGCCGGCGUUCCUAUUGUACCUGGUACAGAUGGUCCAGUAACUACCAGCCAAGAAGCAAUGGAAUUUUGUAAAAAACAUGGCCUGCCUGUUAUUUUUAAAGCUGCAUAUGGUGGUGGCGGACGUGGCAUGCGUGUUGUGCGCAAAAUGGAUGAAGUUGAAGAAUUAUUUCAACGUGCUAGUUCCGAAGCCAAGGCAGCAUUUGGCAAUGGUGCUAUGUUUAUAGAAAAGUUUAUUGAACGCCCACGUCAUAUUGAAGUACAACUAUUGGGAGAUAAAGCCGGUAAUGUUGUACAUUUGUUUGAACGCGAUUGUUCAGUACAACGACGUCAUCAGAAAGUAGUGGAAAUCGCUCCAGCACCGCGUUUAUCAAAGGAAGUACGUGAUAAAAUGACCGAAGCAGCUGUACGUUUAGCCAGGCAUGUGGGUUACGAAAAUGCAGGAACUGUUGAGUUUUUGUGUGAUGAGUCUGGUAACUUCUACUUCAUUGAAGUUAAUGCUAGAUUACAAGUGGAGCACACUGUAACCGAAGAAAUAACUGGCAUUGAUUUGGUACAAUCGCAAAUACGCGUUGCAGAAGGCAUGACUUUACCGGAACUUGGUUACACUCAGGAAAAUAUUAAACCACGUGGUUAUGCUAUACAGUGCCGCGUUACAACAGAAGAUCCUGCCAAUGAUUUCCAACCUAGCACUGGUCGUCUUGAGGUGUUCCGCUCUGGUGAAGGUAUGGGUAUCCGUUUGGAUAGUGCUUCCGCCUUUGCCGGUGCCAUCAUUUCACCGUACUACGAUUCCCUCCUUGUUAAAAUUAUAUCGCAUGCCAGUGAUUUACAAAGUUCUGCCUCAAAAAUGAAUCGUGCAUUGCGCGAAUUUCGUAUUCGUGGUGUUAAAACAAAUAUACCAUUUCUGUUGAACGUUUUAGAAAAUCAGAAAUUCCUACACGGCGUACUGGACACAUACUUUAUUGAUGAACAUCCCCAAUUGUUUAAAUUCCGCCAUUCACAAAAUCGUGCUCAAAAAUUACUUAAUUAUAUCGGUGAGGUGUUGGUCAAUGGACCACAAACUCCUUUGGCUACUGGCUUGAAGCCUGCCGAUGUAACUCCACAUGUACCCGAAGUGCCUUUAGAUCUAUCGCCUGAGGCACUAUUGCGUGAAGAGCGUGGCGAAGCUAAAGUCACGGAACCUCCAAAAGGAUUACGAGGCAUACUCAAGUCUCAGGGUCCUGAGGCAUUUGCCAAAGAAGUACGGUCUCGUAAGAAUUUAAUGCUCAUGGAUACUACCUUCAGAGAUGCUCAUCAGUCACUAUUAGCUACACGUGUACGAUCACAUGAUCUAUUAAAAAUUUCACCAUUUGUUGCUCACAAAUUCAAUAAUCUAUACUCUUUGGAAAAUUGGGGUGGUGCUACUUUUGAUGUUGCUCUACGUUUCUUGCAUGAAUGUCCAUGGGAACGAUUGGAAGAAAUGCGUAAACAGAUACCAAAUAUACCUUUCCAAAUGUUGUUACGUGGUGCUAAUGCUGUCGGUUAUACCAGCUACCCGGAUAAUGUUGUGUACAAAUUUUGCGACUUAGCGGUAUGUUUACAUAAAGAUAUUGUACAUAAAAUAGUAAAU